Messenger RNA from Geodia barretti, 1135 nucleotides. The record is from the annotation of a GenBank genome assembly. Lineage: Eukaryota; Metazoa; Porifera; Demospongiae; Tetractinellida; Geodiidae.
ACGGAUACUACGGAUAUGACUCUUUGCGACCAGGUUGGGCGUCAAUAGCUCCCAGACGCCUGUGGGUGGAGCGGCUGGGUAGAGACAAACAUCGCGCAUCUCAGCCAGCAGCAGCGACACAUAGUAUUGACAGUGACUGGCAACUCCGACUACACAGAUGAAUACAGUGGUUCCGCGUAAUUUCCGCCUUCUCGAGGAGUUGGAGGACGGGCAGAAAGGUGGCGGAGAUGGCACCAUUAGUUGGGGGUUAGUGGACGAUGACGACAUGUCACUUACCCACUGGAACGGCAUGAUAAUUGGACCCCCAAGGACACCAUUUGAGGGCCGUAUAUACAGUCUGAGGUUUGAGUGUGGUGCCACCUAUCCUGAUUUACCUCCAGUUGUCAGGUUCAUCACAAGACUCAAUAUGAGAGGAAUCAGUGGUUCAGGAGAGGUGGAUCGAAGAACCUUUCAUGCUCUUGCAAAAUGGCAAAGGAGCUACACUAUCAAAACUGUUCUCUCUGAACUAAAAAGGUUUGCGUAUGAUGUACAAUAAGUCACUGUGAAUUGCUAAAUUUGGUGGCUGGCCCUACCUGGCCACACACUUAAACUUGGUAAGCAGGGUCCUGACUAAAGCAAGUGCAGCAGACACCUGACGAUUUUGUUGCCUGAUAGCUAUAGUGUGACCAAGUGGACAUCUAGCUAUUUCUCACGACAAAACCACACACUAAGCUUUCACUGUUUAAGCUUCUACUUGCAAUGAUGUGUUUGUAUUUCAGGGAAAUGACAGCAAAGGAAAAUUCUAAGCUACCUCAGCCUCCAGAGGGCACCACUUACUGACUGAUGCUUCUGUAUCAUGUGUAUUUUAUUAUAUAGCAUGUUUUUUUUGCUGAUAUCCAUAAUUAUUAUGGCGUGUGUGUGUAAAUGAUGCUGAUGGAGCUUGAACAUGACUUAGCUGUAGUGCGUGUCCAUUUUGUAAUGAUGUGAAAACCUCUUAUGCAAUAGCAUUAUAGUGGCCUUUCACCUGUAACACCCAGGCCGCCACCCCGCCCUACGCCCUCAGUGUCAUUGUUUGCUUCGAUCCAAACAUACACAAUCUGUGCUAUAGUCUCGUGCCCAGACACCCCCUCAAGAGAGGAAAAGGGUCUGGUGACUA